Molecule: messenger RNA, 383 nt
Organism: Trypanosoma grayi
Lineage: Eukaryota; Euglenozoa; Kinetoplastea; Trypanosomatida; Trypanosomatidae
Product: putative RNA-binding protein 5
Exons: 1
Molecular function (GO): RNA binding
Source: RefSeq, a predicted model, not a curated record
AUGAUUACUCAAACGCCGGUAGACCAAUCGGAAUUCGGGCGCAACGUGUAUGUUGCAAGCCUCCCCAUUGAAUUUGACGAUGAGCAACUAUUUAACCUAUUUGCACCGUACGGCCCCAUUACUUCAGCACGAAUUAUGCGAGCGAAGGGAACGCGGCAGUCCAAGGGAUACGGAUUUGUUCUGUACAGAAAUCCGCGUUCGGCGGAGCUGGCGAUUUCAAACCUUGUUGGCCAUGUGAUAGGUGGCAACAGAAUCCAGGUGCGUCUGGCGCACCCCGAUGCCUCCUUCGCGUACAGUGGUCAGCGGGGUGCCCGCAGCAGCAGUAACUCCACACCAGGCAGUCGCCCGUUGCAGGGGACGCCACCAACAACACCGCCUCAGCA